Haliotis rufescens (red abalone) is the source of this 2431-nucleotide messenger RNA. Its product is annotated as cytochrome P450 2C23-like. Gene Ontology annotation, biological process: xenobiotic metabolic process. The coding region runs from base 236 to 1738 and encodes 500 amino acids. The transcript has a single exon. Gene Ontology annotation, molecular function: iron ion binding; heme binding; oxidoreductase activity, acting on paired donors, with incorporation or reduction of molecular oxygen, reduced flavin or flavoprotein as one donor, and incorporation of one atom of oxygen. The record is from RefSeq and is a predicted model, not a curated record. NCBI's taxonomy places the organism in Eukaryota, Metazoa, Mollusca, Gastropoda, Lepetellida, Haliotidae. Gene Ontology annotation, cellular component: cytoplasm; intracellular membrane-bounded organelle.
CAGGCGGUACGCGUAGGGGGGGCUAUAUUUACGCGUUCACUUGAAAUAACUAGUACAAAUAUGUGGUGGAACUAAGUCGACUGGUGUGUGAAGUUACAUCUACAGUCCUGUAUCACGACUGGUGUAUAUAUCUACGUCCCUAUAUCUUGACUGAGUAAAUCUACACUCGUGUAUACCGUCUACUGAAGGAAAUAACAAUCCUCUCGGUGAGGCCCAAAUACCCUAUUUUAAAAGAAUGAAAGCGACAAUGCUGAGUAUAUUUUUCACGGACAAUCUGACAGCAAUUCUCAGUUGUGGUGUUGGUGCCCUCGUGCUGUGGCUGACGUUCAGGAGGCCGUCGGGAACACCCCCGGGGCCAGGUUUCCCCUUACCGCUUGUCGGCCAUGCGUUGUCCAUCGGGAAGAAUCCGAAGAAGAAAUUCCGAGAAUGGCAUAAAAAAUACGGUGACAUUUUUAGUGUGUAUAUUGGUAAUCGGUUAGUGAUCAUCUUGAAUGGCUAUGAGGUCUUGAAAGACGCUUUUGUGAAGCACGGUGAUGUUUUCUCUGAUCGUCCUCAUGUUUUUGUGGUUGACGAGGUUAGCAACGGCAUGGGCUUGGCCGGAACAUCCGGACAGGUCUGGAAGGAACAGAGGCGCUUCACGCUGUCCACGCUGAGAGACUUCGGGAUGGGCAGGAACAUACUGCAGGUGAAGGUUAACGAAGAAUCAGCCUCGUUUCUGCAUGAAAUUGCAGGGAUGAAAGGAAAGAAGUUUGAUUUCCGAGAUUUGAUCCACACGGCGGUGGCCAACAUCAUCACUUCUAUAGUGCUUGGCAAAAGAUUUGUCUAUGGCGACCAAUUCUUCAAGGACUUGACAGCUAAAAUAGAUGAAAACCUUCAGUCAGUUGGAGCUACAGCCGGCUUGAACUUCAUACCACUUGCUCGGUAUAUUCCGGGAGACCCAUUCAAGUUCAAAAGGACACUGGCGAAUCUGGCAUUCUUUGUCAACAAUCUGACAAAACCUUCUAUGGAUGAGCAUUUGAAAGAGUAUGAUGAGUCCAACAUUGAUGAUUAUAUAUCAGCUUACAUAAGAGAGAUUAAGCGGAAGGAGCGUGAAAACGCGGAGUCGUCCAUUGGCUUAGAAAAUCUGGAAAAAGUAAUUGGUGAUUUGUUCCUUGCAGGAACUGAAACCACUGCGACUACCAUACGAUGGGCCGUUCUACUGCUCUUGAAAUAUCCUGAAAUUCAAGAAAAAUGUUUCCAAGAAAUCAAGAUGAACAUCGGCCAAGAGAGGCUGCCACUUAUGUCGGACAAGCUGGAGUUACCUUAUGUUGAAGCAACCAUAGCUGAGAUACAGAGAGUGGCCAACAUCAUCCCUGUGUCAAUCUGGCACAGUGUGCCUCAUGACCUAAAGUUCAGGGGCUACACAUUCCCUAAAGGAGUUAUCGUGCUGCCCAACAUUGACUCUGUGCUUAUGAACCCUGGAACCUUCAAAGAUCCGGAAAGGUUUCAGCCUGAGAGAUUUUUGGAUGACGAUGGAAAGUUUGUGAAGCCCGAGGAACUCAUCCCCUUCUUUCUGGGCAAGCGGGCCUGUAUUGGGGAGUCUCUGGCAAGGAUGGAACUAUUCCUUUUCCUGACAGCAAUGAUUCAGCGCUUCCGGUUCCAACAACCUGAAGAUGAGCAACCGCCAACCAUGGAGGCUGUGCCGGGAGUAACGUUUGCCCCACUGCCAUUUAAGUUCAUUGCAGCACCAAGAGUCUGAUGUCUGUGGGUUGUUCCUUGUACUUGACCAUGACCACAUAUUGAUUCUGUAACCUUGACCAACAUUGGAAUCCCACAUUUAUCAAGUCAGUGGUUUGGCCAAACUGAACCCUAAAUCUUUCUCUUUGUGAGUGAGUGAGAUUUUAUAAUCCUUCUUAUUGUACCACAACUACAUCAAGAAUGAGUUCACACAUGGCAUCCCUGUGAGGCAUAAAGUAUGAUAAAUGAUUUCGGCAAUGUCACAAACAUUAUGGAAUUAGUGGCGACUUCAGUGAUGAAUAACUACAUGCCCCUUCUGUUGUAGCACACAUAUAAUGCAAAUGUUUAUUCGUGGUGAUGAAUAUUGAUCUAAUAAGUGUUGGAGACUUUGUGACUGAUGACAGGAUCAAUUACUGUAAUAUGAACUAUGAACUGUGAAGUUGAUGAACACUUGGGGUCAUCACUAUUUGAUAGUGAUUUAUUCCGACACAUGUUUAUGAUAUUAGAAAUGUACAAUUGACACUCCUUUCAGGAAAUGUCUUUUUGAUAAUGGAAAGGGUUGUGUGGCCUUUAUUUACCCUAUUUGUUGACAGAAUAUCCAUUUUUGAGAAUAUAAGGACAGUGAUGUAAUUUUGUAUGUUUAGAAAAUUUGACUGUUGGGUGUAUGUUGUAACAUUGAAAGAGAUAUUCUAUUAUUCUAUAUUUAAUAAAAAAG